AGUCAACCGCAUUUAUUCAUCCGAAGAAAAGCAGGAGCUCGACACGCCUCUCUUCUGCUAAAGCUAACUAGCAUGUCAUUUAAUCUCCCGUCUUUCUUCCUGCACCGAACCUUUGCCAGUGAUGGAGAUAGUUUGGGAGGAUCCUCCGAUCCCAGACAGUCCGUUUUUCACCAGAGAGGCUUACGACAAGUAUUCCCUGGCCCCGACGAUCCGAGAGUUGUGGGAGUCUUUGCAAAGCCCUGAAAAAAGUCCAAAUACGGAAAGCAAAGGUGAUGGUUUGUGCAAGAAAAAAAAAAAGAAGAAGAAGAAAAAGAAGAUGAAAGAUGUUCCUAAUACUGAUGGCACUUUGAACGAGGAGUCGUUGGUGGGAAGUCAUGACGGGGAUGAAGGUCCCUCUUCAGACACGGCUGCGGACGUGGCUGUGAAGGUCAAAGAAGAGGCGGCACUCUCUCCAUUUCCUGAACCCAGAGUACCUUAUCCCUGUUUUUCCAUCCUGACCUCCAAAGAUCAGAGGGCCUAUCUUCAGUUUUUGCUCAGCAACAAGAGCAAAAUUCCACCACAGAACCUAAUGGCUCGAGUGAACGACGAGGUCAUGCAGUUCACCAGGUAUCUGCAGGACGCGGCCAAAGUGUGUGCUGAAGACUACAACUUCAUAACACCAGGCGCGAUGAAGUACUCAGAGGAGUUCUUCAGCUGCUGUGCCGAGUUUGUAAAGACGCUGCCUCAGUUUUACCGGAUCAAUGAGAUGACCAGUUUGACCGGAGGAACCUUCAACCCUGCUCUGACUCUCUCCUUUGAAAAACAGUUGCUCAUCAUGGGCAAAGUGGAUAUUACAGACCACAAGAUGGUGCCUGCUGACGCGCCGCUUGCAUCGGAUUAUCCCAGUGUUUCAUCAGAGAAUCCUCCAGCUAAAAAAGCCAAAGACAUGCACGCUGCCAUCAGCAGCGACGGUAACGCCGAGAUGCUGUGCGCACGCUACGAGCCCCACGUUUGUCUCACUCGAGAUGCAAUGGUCACGCUUCUGGACAACCACAGCCCGGAGUUUGCGGAGAGAUGGGAGCUGCCUGUGGUGGUUAAAACAAACCCUCGAAAAGGCAGCCUUCAACAGAGGACGGUGUAUGUGGACUCACCUCUGCCCAAAACUGAGGUCACAGUGAGAGAGAGGAGCCGACUCUUCCAUGAAGAGAGUCUGAAGCUGUCAAUCAAGAGAAACGGGAGUCAGAACGUGUUCAGUGUGAUGACAGAACUGCCUCACGACGAGAAGCUGAAAGAGGAAAGUGGACAAAGAAAUGUGGUGUCCUUUGAAAGCGAUGCUCUUGACUUUGACGUUGACCUCACCGAUUUGGAGACAUUUGGGGACACAGCUUUUAAAACCCCGAAGUCACCGAAGAAGCUGAAGCAGCUGGAUGUUCAAGUUGUGACUCCAACAGCAACAUGUGUGGUUACAGCUGGAAAAUCAAGUCUUAUUGGUCGGAAGGCAUCACAUGACCCGACGAACAUCGAUCAGAACACGACGGGUGACAAGCCCGGGUCGCCUGUGAGUGACGCCGCUGAAGAGAAUCCAAAGCUGGGCCUGAACUCCGACCCUGAAAGCACCGACGAGCAGAUGAUCACUGGAGACUCAGAGGACGAGAGAUUGGUCAUCGAUGACUGUUUGUCUCCGUCUGUAGCUCCAGCUAAAGUCACAGCUGAGCCCAGCGUCUCUCCCUCUGUGAAGUCAUCAUCAUCUUCAUCAUCAUCAUCCACCCCACAUAAAGUGACGAAGCAGAUAAGGCAGCAGAAAAGAGCCAGAGUCUCUGGAGACCAGCUGAGUGAGAUCUUGCAGAUGCAGACAAACAUGUUCAGCUCUAAUGCCACAGAAAGCUCCGCGACGACGCAGGACGCCCCGUCGACCCCAAAACGUGUGGAGUCCACGUUCCACCCUGUGUCUCUGGUGAAGCCUUGUGUGACCUCGUAUCUGGAGAGAUCCAAGAGCGACAACUCUCCUGAGGUCUCCACAGUCCCGCUCACUCAGGGUGACCACAAGGAGCCAAAAAAAAUCCUGUCCCAGGAGCUGCAGGCUGGUGCUGAAGAUGAGCAGGAUUACAAGGCUCCUGAAGAAGGCAACCUGCUCUACAAGCUCUACAGUCUGGAGGACCUGCUGCUGAUGGUGCGCAGCUCUGUCUCGCUGACUCACACCAGAAGAGUGGCCAGCAGCAGCACCAACCAGCACGUUCCGGUGCAGGUCUUGCCUAAACUCGAGUACCAGUUGAGCUACGGCGUGGAGCGUCUGAGCCGGGGCGAGGCCUGCCAGCUGUGGGCUGAAGCCGCUCUGCAUUCCAGCACUGUUUCAUACAUAGCUCACAUCGACGCUCACACUUCCAGAGUGGCGCUGCUCAGGAAGCUGCCCGACGACUGGACGCAGAGCAUCACCUGCGGGUUCAAGGCGUCCAAGUCCUUGAACAUCCUGCACCACCUCCUGAAGAAGCUCACCCGGUUAGAAGAGGGAAGCUACCUGCUGGCACACAAGCCCGGGGAGCCCUUCGUGAGCAUUUUGAAGGCAGCUGAAGGUAAAGGUCGGGGGGAGUACAACCUGCUGCAGGUCCACAGCGGGCCGCCGCAGCCGUCCUCCCCCAGCUGCGUCCCCUGGAUACCUGUGGAUCCAGUCGUGGUGCUGCCCUUCCACCAAACGCACCAGCGGGUCCCGUGCACCUUCCCGCCACCGCCGAAGGUGGUGAAAGACGGUGCUGGGCCAUCGGUGAACCUCCAAGGACGGCAGCCUCAGAACAAGUUCAGCCUGGGAGGCAACAAGAACAAAAAGGGACGCGCUGCCAGGCGCAAAAACUACAUUAAAAGACUUGUUCAGAAGUCUGUUUGAUUUGGAAACAGGAUUCAGGAUAAAUAUCCACAGUAGGUUCUUUUUUUAUCAGGGUGUUUUGUUUGUAUAAAAAAAAUAAAAGUUGUUUUGUCGCUGUAUUUGUUGGUGGCAAAAGUUGGGAAUUCCCUAGGGGGAAAAAACUGCGGGGCAGA
Messenger RNA from Synchiropus splendidus (mandarinfish), 3009 nucleotides. It is a transcript of the gene ice2, whose product is annotated as interactor of little elongator complex ELL subunit 2. NCBI's taxonomy places the organism in Eukaryota, Metazoa, Chordata, Actinopteri, Syngnathiformes, Callionymidae. The transcript is spliced from 15 exons. The record is from RefSeq and is a predicted model, not a curated record. Gene Ontology annotation, biological process: snRNA transcription by RNA polymerase III; positive regulation of transcription by RNA polymerase III; snRNA transcription by RNA polymerase II. The coding region runs from base 122 to 2857 and encodes 911 amino acids. Gene Ontology annotation, cellular component: transcription elongation factor complex.